AUGGCUAUGGUGCUUAUGGUUGAUUCUGCUCAGAUGAUAGUGAUUGGUGCUUGUGAUACAUUUUUAUGCAGGUCAAGUGGAAUCAAACGCCUAAGACUUGUAAGUUCUUAUCACCUAUCUGAUGAGGGUCUGAUUGAAGUUGCAUCAAAACUUUCGCUUUUAGAGGAACUUGACAUCUCAUUAUGCAAAAAUCUGUCACAUAAACCUGUGAAAGUGCUUGGACGCUCUUGCCCACUUUUGAAGUCAUUCAAAUUGAAUGAAAAAUGGCACAAAUAUUCGGACGACUUUUUUGAAGAGAUUAUAGACGAUGAUGAGCCGUGGAGUAAAGAUGACGAUGCACUAGCUAUAGCAGAAACGAUGCAUGGGUUACACCACCUGCAGCUUUUUGGGAAUCAGCUGACCAAUGUUGGAUUAAUGGCAAUUCUUGAUAGUUGUCCUCAUCUCGAGUCUCUUGAUCUUCGCUAUUGUUUUAAUCUUAAUCUGGAGGGAGAUUUGGGAAGAAGAUGCAAAGAAAAAAUUAGAAAAGUAUUGCUUCCCACAGAUUCAAUUGCUGAUUAUGGAUUAAUGCCUUCUACAGAUUGGCAAUCUCCCAGACCGAUUAGUCCCCCGUCACCUAAACACUGGGCAUUCUGGGAGUGGGACUGA
This is a messenger RNA of Argentina anserina (silverweed cinquefoil), 645 nucleotides long. RefSeq names its product putative F-box/LRR-repeat protein 23. Gene Ontology annotation, molecular function: protein binding. The record is from RefSeq and is a predicted model, not a curated record. Lineage: Eukaryota; Viridiplantae; Streptophyta; Magnoliopsida; Rosales; Rosaceae. Bases 1 to 645 code for a protein of 214 amino acids. The transcript has 3 exons.